This is a messenger RNA of Phalaenopsis equestris, 1173 nucleotides long. RefSeq names its product UPF0496 protein 1-like. The transcript has 2 exons. The record is from RefSeq and is a predicted model, not a curated record. NCBI's taxonomy places the organism in Eukaryota, Viridiplantae, Streptophyta, Magnoliopsida, Asparagales, Orchidaceae. Bases 192 to 1136 code for a protein of 314 amino acids.
UUCUCUGCUUCUCCCUCGCCCUCACCGUCGUCCCGACAUCCUUCGUCGUUUACCUUCUUCCCGGUGAACCCUUCUCGACAUACGAUCCUCGGAUCCCUCUUCUUCGGCAACCCUGCUCGACAGAUAUUCACCAUCUAUUUACAUAUACUCGCUGCUGAGAACUCGCUAACAUCACUUUCCUUACUAACGAUAUGGAGCGCGGGACGGGGCUGAGCUUGCACGAGGCAGCGAAUCAGGAAGAUUUGGAAAACCAAACCUUGACUUUAUUUAACCGGGAUGCCAUUGGCAGAAUUGUGGAAAGAAAAAAACGAAUUAUGAAGAAUUUAGAGAUGUUCCAGCUGAUUAACGGCUACUUCAAGAAGAGUGCAGCUACGGAUGAUUUCUUUACUGCUCUCGUGCCGAGUCUUAAAAAAGCUCGCGAUUUUGUUGAACUCGUUAUCAAAAGUUCUGAAGCCGCCGAUGAGGACGACCAACCUCCGAAAGUGAAGAAGAAGAUGAGAUACGCGAAAAUUCUAGAUGAGUUGAGGCAUUAUUUUUCCGUUGGCGGCACUGGUGAGUUUGAAUCGCUAUACCAUGAGCAAUUGUCAAUGCUCAGGGAGUUACAAAAUCAAAAAGUAAAACAAGAAAUGAAACUUAAAUCAGUCAAAGUAUGGAAAAAGGUUAAUUGCAUAAGCUUUGUCUUGGUUUAUGCGACAUUUAUCAUCAGCGCUUUCGUAGUUGUUUUUAAAGCAUCACCUCGUGUAGCGGUGGCAAUGGCGGUUGCCUCUUCGAUUCUCCUGGGAUCCAUUGGAGAGUGGGUUGGUUCCAUGUUGAAGGACUAUGAGAACGCUCUUAAAGCUGAGAUGAAACUAAUUAGUAUUAUGCUUGAUUUGACUUCUGUUGUGGGUACACAUUUGGAUAGCAUUAUAAUUUCAGUGAAACAAUUGGAAGAUAAUAGAAGAUCGUUGUUUGAUUAUGCCGAAAUUGUGUUCAAAGAUGAAGAUCCCGUGAGGCUCGAUACUGAGGAGAUGAGAAAGAAGAUUGCAAAGUUUAUGAAAAGCAUUGAGGAUUUGAUGCAUCAUGCUGACUGGGGUAGCAAGGACAUAAGAAGGGCAGAGAAUGUGGUUUUGAAUCAAAUUAUUCAACUGCCUAAAUGAUGAUGUGGAAGCAAUUUGUUAAGGAAAUUUUUUUACU